CUUUUCGCGACAAUGAAGUUUGUCCCAGUGAAGUUGCCGUAAAUUGUUAUUUGCAGCGCUACUUGUGCAUUCGUUCGUCCUUUUCUCGAAACUACCAAUGUUUUUUCCCUGAAUUAGUAACGGGGGUACUGAAGUUUCGACUCAGUACGCCCAAUUCCUACUUUACUUAACCAAAACAUGUUUCGCGAAAUCUUCGUGUCCAAUUUAAAUUGUCUUGGUGCACGUUGAAGCUUUUCGGCCUGGUAUAGCUUAGCGUAGUUUAUUUUAGCUUGCUAGCCGCCAACAAAGAGACGCGUUUGUGAUCAACAUGUUGUAAAACUGGCAUUAAGUGUGAGCGUUAAGUGUUGUGAUUGUCGUGUAAAAAAAUGUGCACAAGACGGACGACAGAUUACGAGGAGGAACUUUGUGAUACAAACAAGGACAACGACAGACAAUGUCAACUGCUGGACGACGGUUGGAGGAUGCAGCCAAGAAAUGUGAUUCACAGUGCAGACAUAAGUGAAGAUGUUCGUCUCGAGUGGCAGGGGCCAGAGUCCCUUCGUGUUAAAGAGAAAGAGGAGGACAAAGAGCGUUCCUACUUUGAGGAAGCAGCACAAAAAAUUAUUUACAUUAAAAGAGAGGUUGUAGCAGACCACCCUUGGAUGAAAGAGGAUGGAGAAGGGUUCCCCUACAUCAAAGAGGAGGAGGCGGCAAGCUGCACGCUGCCAUCGGCUGGUAUCCCUGUGAAGUAUGAAAAUGGCCAAAAUGAGGAGAACGGAUGGGUCGAGCCUCCAAGCAGUAGCUCAUCUCAACACAUGACAACAGAAGGUGAUGGAGACCAAUAUCGUGGAUCACAAGCAGAUGGCCUCUUGGCUCCACUAUCGGAUAAUGACGAAAUGUCACACCCUCCUUCUGCUGAUGAUGAUAAUCAUGAUAAUGACAAUUCUGAAGAUGAGAUGACAUGUCACACUGACAACAAACACUGGAAGUGUUCUCAGUGUGGGAAAGUUUGUGCAUAUAAGAGCCGUUUGAAGCGGCACAUGAGAAUACACACCGGUGAGAAACCUUUUGCCUGCUCAGAAUGUGGCCAAACAUUCUCUCAGAAGGGAAGCUUAAAACGUCACACAAGUAUACAUACUGGUGAGAAAUCAUUUGUCUGCUCAGUUUGUGGACAAAGAUUCUCUGAGAAGGGAACCUUAAAAAUACACACAAGAACCCACACUGGUGAGAAACCUUUUGUGUGCUCACUUUGUGGCCAAAGUUUCUCUCAGAAAGGGAGCUUAACAAUGCACAUAAGAACACACACUGGUGAGAAACCUUUUGUCUGCUCGGUUUGUGGCCAAUGUUUUUCUCAGAGGGGUAGCUUGACAAUGCACAGAAGAACCCACACUGGUGAGAAACCUUUUUCCUGCUUAAUUUGUGGGCAAAGAUUCUCUGAGAAGGGAAGCUUAAAAAUACACACAAGAACACACACUGGUGAGAAGCCUUUUGCCUGCUCAGAUUGUGGCCAAAAUUCACUCAGAAGGGACACUUAAGUUGCCACACAAGAAUCCACACUGGUGAGAAACCUUUUGCCUGCCCAGAUUGUGGCCAAAGAUUCACUC
Messenger RNA from Hippocampus comes (tiger tail seahorse), 1583 nucleotides. Its product is annotated as zinc finger and SCAN domain-containing protein 2-like. Gene Ontology annotation, cellular component: chromatin; PcG protein complex; transcription regulator complex. The record is from RefSeq and is a predicted model, not a curated record. The transcript is spliced from 3 exons. Gene Ontology annotation, molecular function: RNA polymerase II cis-regulatory region sequence-specific DNA binding; DNA-binding transcription factor activity, RNA polymerase II-specific. The coding region runs from base 366 to 1514 and encodes 382 amino acids. Gene Ontology annotation, biological process: regulation of transcription by RNA polymerase II. NCBI's taxonomy places the organism in Eukaryota, Metazoa, Chordata, Actinopteri, Syngnathiformes, Syngnathidae.